This is a messenger RNA of Cyclocybe aegerita, 1275 nucleotides long. The record is from the annotation of a GenBank genome assembly. Lineage: Eukaryota; Fungi; Basidiomycota; Agaricomycetes; Agaricales; Hemipholiotaceae.
AUGAAAGCAACAACGAUGUACUCUCAGCUUAACUUCAAGUUUCUUCUCCUUGUUGUCCUCUUUACCAUCCCAGCUGGAGCACACCACCACGAUGGCUGCAACGACGCGUCGCAGAACCCGUUACUCGUCCAGCAGAAAUCGCAACAGUCUUCCUUAUCUCAGCCUGUCGUUACAGGCCCAACCUGGAUAGAAAAGUAUGGGCCUCAGAUAGAUCAAGGAUUCACCGGUCCCUUGUCAUUCUCUCAUCUCCCCUACAUUCGAUGCUUGGAGAGCGACGAACCCAAAUUCGAUAUUGCAAUUCUUGGUCUACCUUUCGAUACAGCGACAUCCUAUCGACCUGGAGCGCGCUUUGGUCCGUAUGCUAUUCGUUCAGGUAGUCGACGGCAGCGCGGUAUCAGGGGAUACACUCUGUCCUGGGGAAACAACCCGUAUGAGCAAGGCCAAAAGAUUAUUGAUUGUGGUGACGUUCCUGUCAAUCAGUUUGACAAUGCUCUUGCAUUGGAUCAGAUGGAAGUUGCGUAUUCAACACUCCUUGCAAGACCAUCGGCUCGAAACCCAGAAGAUGAUCCCGUCACAAGCAUGAUCUCGAAGGAUGGUUUGGAGCAUCCUCGCAUCGUUAGUCUUGGAGGUGAUCAUACAAUUGUGCUGCCCAUUUUGCGGUCGUUGUAUAAGAUCUAUGGGCCAAUAUCCGUCAUUCAUUUCGACGCCCAUCUCGACACCUGGCCAGCUUAUCCUGGCCAAACAAGCGAGCAAUCUCGGGUUACACACGGAACGUUCUUCUAUCUCGCGCGAGAGGAAGGCCUACUUGCCAAUAAUAGCAUCCACGGUGGGAUUCGGUGCAAACUCGCAGGCGUUCAAGAUCUCGAGAACGACGACGCCGUUGGAUUCCAAGUCAUCUCGACAGAUGACAUCGACGAUCUUGGAAUCCCAACGAUUAUUCGCAAGAUAAGAGAGCGUAUCGGCGAUAGCCCUGUGUAUCUGAGCCUUGAUAUUGAUGUCAUAGAUCCUGGUUUGGCACCUGCUACUGGCACCCCAGAAGCGGGAGGAUGGACAACCCGUGAAAUGAAGCGUAUCAUUCGUGGGCUAGCUGGGCUCAACUUCGUUGGUGCGGAUAUCGUGGAGGUUGCUCCUGCAUACGAUAAUGCUGAAAUCACUGGGAUUGCGGCUGCCGAUUUGGUGCACGAUUUCCUCUCGAUGCUGUUGUCCAAAGAGCCCCCCAAGGUACCUGUUCAUCACCGCAAGGAUCAUAGUGCUGAAAAAACCGUGGACAACUGA